Messenger RNA from Salvia miltiorrhiza (redroot sage), 1627 nucleotides. RefSeq names its product 6,7,8-trihydroxycoumarin synthase-like. Lineage: Eukaryota; Viridiplantae; Streptophyta; Magnoliopsida; Lamiales; Lamiaceae. The transcript has 3 exons. The record is from RefSeq and is a predicted model, not a curated record. Bases 83 to 1558 code for a protein of 491 amino acids. Gene Ontology annotation, molecular function: oxidoreductase activity, acting on paired donors, with incorporation or reduction of molecular oxygen; monooxygenase activity; iron ion binding.
AGGUAGAGAAAAGGAUAUGAUACCAGUUCUAUAUAUAUAAGGUGCAUUCCAUCUCUCCAAACCCUGCUAAACAACAGACACAAUGAUUCUCCUCUUCUCCAUAGCUCUCCCCAUAAUCUUGAUCUAUCUUCUCCGCAAAAACAAUAAAAAAUCAUUAAAACCCAAUCUCCCGCCACUCGCACCAGGCCUGCCGUUGAUCGGAAACCUGCACCAACUAGCAGCGGCGCCGCUUCCACACAUCUUUCUCUCCCAACUCUCCAAAAUCCAGGGCCCCCUGCUCCGCUUAAACCUAGGCUCAAACCCCAUAAUCGUCAUCUCUUCAGCAAAGCUAGCGGAAGAGGUCCUGAAGAAGCAGGACUCCGCCUUCUGCAGCCGCCCCAAGCUCGUGGCGCAGCGGAGGCUCUCCUACAACGGCGCUGACAUGGCCUUCGCACCGUACGGCGCGCACUGGAGAGAGAUGAGGAGGAUUGCCGCCGCACAUCUCCUCAGCCCGACCAAGGUGCACUCGUUCCGCGCCGUUCGCCAAGAUGAGGUGGCUCGCAUGGUCGCCAAGAUCGCGCGCUGCGGCGCUUCGUCGCCGGUCAACCUGAGCGAGGCGGCGAUGGGGCUGACGACGACUCUCAUAUGCAGGAUAGGUUUUGGGAGGAGGUAUGAGGAGCAAGGGUCGGAGCUGCGGAGAUUUGAGGAAUUGUUGGGCGAGCUCCGGCAACUGCUGUCGGCGUUCUUUGUGUCUGAUUAUUUUCCGGCGUUGAGUUGGGUGGAUAGAGUGUGUGGAAUGAUGAAACGGCUUGAUUGUGCGUUCGAGAAGCUAGAUCGUUUCUACCAGGAGGUGAUCGACGAGCAUCUCGGUCGCAAAGAUGGGGAAGAGGAGGAGGAUAUUAUCAGUAUGCAGAUCAAGCUUGAACUCCAUUCCCCUAAACCUAAUUGGGACCGGGUCAAGGCAUUGUUAAUGAACUUAUUCAUUGGUGGAACAGACUCAAGUGCCGCUGCAAUAGUCUGGAACAUGACUGCUUUGAUGAAGGCGCCACAUAUCAUGAAAAAAGUGCAAACAGAAAUCAGAAAUGUGGUGGGCAACAAGGGGAAGGUAGACGACGACGAUCUGCCAAAACUCCCAUAUCUAAAAGCAAUCCUAAACGAGACUUUCCGAUUGUACACUCCGGUUCCAUUGCUUGUACCAAGACAAACCACUGAGAAAUGUGUGCUAGAUGGCUAUGAAAUUCAGCCCAAUACUACUGUUUAUGUAAACGUGUGGGCCAUUGCAAGAGAUUCCGAAUAUUGGAAAAUCAGCCCCGAAGAAUUCUUGCCGGAGAGAUUCAUUGGUAGCAACAUGGACGUGAAAGGGCAAGAUUUUGGAGUGAUUCCUUUCGGGUCGGGGCGCAGAAUCUGCCCCGGAAUGUUUAUGGGAGUUGCUAAUGUGGAGCUUGCUGUUGCAAAUUUGCUCUACUCUUUUGACUGGGAGCUGCCUCAAGGAAUUCAACUGGACACUCAUGUUUUGCCUGGAAUUAUCAUGCAUAAGAAAAAUCCACUUUUUCUCUUGCCUAAGCCAUAUAACCUUUAAGGGUGCGUUCUCUUUAGUUGUAAAUUUAUCAUGAAAAAAUGAAAGAUAAACAAAAUUUCACCCUUUAAA